GCGUGUCUAUACUGUCUAUAGUAAAGCGAAAUGUUUUGAUUUGCGUACAUACGUACGUCCAGUGGUCAAAACACGUUAAUUACAUAAUUACAGUUUGGCUGAACACGUCAUAAUUUUUCUCAAAGUUAGAAAAAUGCUCGAUUUAAGGCACGUGAAGCUGAAAUAAUCAGCCGUUGAUGAACCACAACAUGCGUGUCCUUCUCGGCAUUUGCCUUCUGUGCGGGGCUUCCGCCCUCGGGACAGUGGGCUACCUGCUGACCCGGUUACUUUCUCCAACACCAUGGUCCUUUCUUGGGUUGAUUUACGUCAUCGGGGUCGCCUGGUUGACCUCUCUCUUUGCCCAGUCCGCACUUGAAUCGCUGCUCGAUGUUCAAAAACCCUUAUCUGUUUCCAGCGUUGACUCAUACAUCAGCAUGGCCAGAGACGUCGGACUGCUGAGACGAAGCAAGCCAGUCAUACAAACAGACCAAUCGGACGCCGUCCAGUGCGAGGUGGAACUGUUGCUCGGAGAGUUGCAUGCAAUCCUUAUCACCGGCUGGUUUGACUCGCUGAGUCCGAGGGAUGCUGAUUUUCCUAGAGCGUCUCGGGUGGCCUUUUCAAGAGCGGCCGUGGAGGUGGAAACGUGUAUUCGAAAGGUCAACCCUGUUGAGGCUGCAAGGGCUGUGCUUAUUCUUGCUAUUGGACAUGCUCGGAGAAUUAAAGGAGGACCCUGGCCAAAGACUGAUGAAGAGGUUGCUUUGAAUACCACUGCCGAGGCUUUGGUCAUGUCUCUCCUACCUCCCGAGUUGUGUUGCCCACCGACUGGGCCACUUCUUUCAGCCCUGUUGGCUCACGGAGCCCUUAGUCGUGCCCUUUCUCUAGUCGCCGACCCUGGUUGGUUGCAGACCCAAAUUGCAUGGGCCUUGGGAGGCCAAACGGAGACCCCGAUGGAACGACCUCGGACUCUGACGCUCAGCAAAGUGACCAAAGAGGAAGAAGAAUUUGAAGACCCACUGACCAAAGAAGAGGAGGCGGAAGCCACUCCUGAAUAUGAAGAGGCAAGUGACCUGGCUUCGUCCAUAGCUAAACUCAGGGCCCUCCUUGCUGCCAAAGACGAAGCCGAAAAAGCUUCGGAACUGCCUAAUGAUGACAGGCCCUUUAUGAAUUUGUCCAUUGUGGGCAACGAAGUCGUGGCUGAAGGAAGUGGAAUGCCCUAUGUCUUGUACUGUGUUCAGUAUGAAGUUGUCGUCAUGGGAGACGGAGGCCCUCGUUUGGCUGUUGUUCAAGUGAAACGCAGAUUCCAGGAGUUUUUAAAUCUACAGUCUCGUUUGGAAGAGCAACCACAUUUAAAAGCAGCAUUAAGAGGAGUAAAAGGUCCUUCGAAGUGGUUGGCUCUUGCAUUUAGCAAAGCAGGGCAGCAAACUACAGCUCAACGCCAGCCGGUCUUGGAGAGAUACCUUCAGCAACUCUGCGAACAACCUGUUUUGGCCCGAUGUGAGGCGCUGCAGUCUUUCUUGGCUUACGGGAGUCCAACUGCGAUGGCCUACACCAGAGGCUCGUCCGAACGCCUAGAUCGGCUACUGGCUCGGACGGUCAGCGAUGUCUUUCACACCAUCAAAACCGCCCUGCCCAACUUUGAGGACCAAAUAGCUGAGCAAACUGAACUUAAUGGCCACUUUGAUGUCAAACACUCUUUCAUGGAGAGGCCUCCGCAGCUGAAGGAGGUCAGCAGAGAUGUCAAGCGUUUCCUAUCAUCGAGGGUUGUGGAAGCUGCCAGUGAAGCUUUACCUGAGAGACCCUCUUCUCCUUUGACCCCUAUUGGGCCCAACCCCCUACCUCAAGCUUCCCUGGUCAGCUUGACAGAAGUGCUCGUUCGAGAAAUCUUUCCAUCGUGCUGGCUCUGGAAAAGCCCCCUGCUCGGAUCAAUUAAAAUCCUUCUUUCCCACUGGCUCGAACACCGCCUCCAGACUAUUGCUACCGAUCUAUGGUCAUCUUAUUCUGCACUUGUCUUUCUAAGGCUUUGCAGGAUUGCCUUGGCUCCUGGUCCGCCAUUAGUCCGACCAACUAGAGAAGAAGGACAUCGAGCCCUGGCGUCUGUUCUUGUUCCUCCGACUUGGCUUUCGAUCGCACUGGGAAAAGGUGGUGUCACAGAAGGAAGAGAUCUGAUUCUCAGAGCGUUUGCAUGUGAAACAAGCAACAGGCAGCUCGGCCUAGAUGUGGCUCUAUUAGCCACUUUUUUAGCAACCAAUUGAAGAAAAAGCUCUGCGAAUAUAUUAUUUAAAUAAGCUGCAUUUUAUUUAGAGUGGCUGUGUUGAAACCUCUUGAAAUAUUCUGGUCAUUUAAUGCUACGAAUGAAUGUUAAAAAAAUAUUGUUUCAACGAUGUUCUCUCUGCCAUAUUUUUGAUUGUACGAUUGAACUGAAUUUUGACACAACCAUUCCUCAAGCCAGUGAUGUGUGUUAUGUGAUAAGUGUUUCAAAAUAAAAUUUAUCUGGUACAAAAUUAA
Molecule: messenger RNA, 2484 nt
Organism: Neocloeon triangulifer
Lineage: Eukaryota; Metazoa; Arthropoda; Insecta; Ephemeroptera; Baetidae
Exons: 5
Coding region: 177-2231 (684 amino acids)
Cellular component (GO): intracellular membrane-bounded organelle
Molecular function (GO): phosphatidylinositol binding
Source: RefSeq, a predicted model, not a curated record